This is a messenger RNA of Owenia fusiformis, 2350 nucleotides long. Lineage: Eukaryota; Metazoa; Annelida; Polychaeta; Sabellida; Oweniidae. The record is from the annotation of a GenBank genome assembly.
AUGGGAUAUGUCGACAGUGCAUCUACAAUGCAAAUGAUGAAAGAUGAAGGAUUUAAGGGAAAUACGGGAAUUCACAAUCUGGUGAAAUAUCUUAAUAUGUCCAAUAAGACGGGAGGAAAUGACACAGUUAUUCAUUCGCCUGAUAACGUCACUAAUACAAUAGACACGGAUAAUAGCAUUGACGUUUCUAAGGCAGUUGGAAUAGGUAUUUCCAUGGGCCUAAUUGUAUUGUGCUCGUUUUUAGGCAAUAUACUCGUCGUUUUAGCAGUCACGACAAACAUCAGAUUAAGAACUAUAACAAACUACUUCAUUGUAUCACUUGCCAUUUCUGAUUUGCUAGUUUCCAUUCUAGUCAUGCCACUAAGUAUAAGUGUCAUCAUCACAGACAAAUGGUACUUAGGAUUCUACGUCUGCGAAAUGUGGAUUACUUUAGACGUGAUGCUGUGUACAUCAUCUAUAUUAAAUUUAUGUUGCAUUAGCGUCGAUCGUUAUUUUGCGAUCACUCGACCUCUUGCGUAUGCAAGUAAACGAAGUAAAAGACUUGCCCUUGUAAUGAUAGGAGUCGUGUGGAUUCUCUCUGUUCUCAUUACCCUACCUCCAAUAUUUGGCUGGCAAGAACAAGGGAGAGGAAACAAUGAGGCAGUCUGUAUGUUAACGUCAAACCCCGGCUAUAUUAUUUAUUCCUCUAUGGGGUCGUUUUGGGUACCGAUGGCAAUUAUGUUAUUUGUUUAUUCUCGCAUAUUUAAAGUCACGCGAGAGCGAGAAAAACGCUUGAGGCCAUACCGACGGAGCAUUAUGUUGAGUCGGCAAAAAUCUGCAGACGUGAACACCUCUAGCUCAACAGAAGACAACUCCCAGGAGUACGAAAGUGAAGACUUGAAAUCCCAUCUUAGAACUAAUAGCUUAUGGAAGAGAAACAAUAAUCCCCCAUCUUCCGAACAAAUCAUCGGAACAAGGUUAUCUUGUCCACGAAAAAACAGUUUAGUUGCAUUACAAAAUACCACGGAGAAAAAUAACGGUGCUCAAACACCAAUAUUUUCUCGCAACCGUCCUAGCUUUUAUAGAGACGGUGGUCACCUAAGUAACGGAAGGACGCCAUUAUUUAAGUUUAAAUCAAGCAAAAAAGAUGACAAACGACGUGAACGAUUUCAUUUAUUAAAAGAGAAAAAGGCGGCUAAAACGUUGGCGAUCGUCGUUGGUGCAUUCACUUUUUGUUGGCUACCUUUUUUCAUUAUGUACGUCACUAUGCCCUUCUGCAAACAUUGCUCUAUACAUCCUGUUAUCGAGGUAUUGAUCACAUGGUUGGGCUAUUGUAACAGCGUUAUUAAUCCAUGUAUCUAUGCCUUUUACAACAAAGAUUUUCGUUACUCCUUUUGGAAAUUGACUUUCGGCCAGUUUUCUAAUAGAGACCGAGAAUCGGCUAUUCAUCUUUGAUUGAAUAUCGUAAUGAAGUCAGUAAUGUCGUGAGUGCCUCUGAGGAUUAGGACAUUACAGGUUUAGACUCAUUAACUAAGAUAAAUCACCAGUUAUGCAGUUGCUGAAUAUGGUGAUAAAACGAAAUUGGGAAAUAUCGUAAGGUACAUUCAGGAUUUAAUCGAUUAUCGUAAUUGCAUGAUAAAGUAUACAUAGACUCUUUCUUGUUCUGUCGUUAUUUGUGAACAAAAACAUUAUUGACAUUAAGAGAACCGUUGUGCUUUCAAUCUGUUCCGAUAAAAGUCUGAAUUAAAUUCAAUCAGUAGGCGAGUCCUGAUCCUCUAUGGUAGUUAAGCCUUUUAUUAAAGGUACAUUGAAAUACUUUUGCUAACUGUGACGUAAUUUGAUGAAACGUAGAUCUUUCCAAUAUAUUUGUACAUUUACAUACGACAUUUUGAUUUUAUCAUUGCGCUGAACGUAUUUGCAACAACGUGAAUGUCGGCUUCUCAAUUUACUUUUGAGUUGUAAAACGUCGCCCUCUUAAUAAGAGUGGCGUAUUCAUUAACCUGUCUCUCUAUGAGAAUCUCAUAAAGAUUUAUAUACAAAUUAUACAGGGCUAUAAGCAUACAGUUCAGAUCUAUGUGACCCAUAACGUUGCGAUAGGCACACGAUUAAGAGUAGAUUAAUCUACAUAUACCUUUAGGAUGAUCUGUUUUUUUGCUGGUCUGGAUUUAUCGGACAUUUUGUUAUCAGACAUUAGUUUUUUGUCAGUGAAACAUUGGUCUUCUAUGGGAGAAUAACGAUUCCACUUUAUUAAGGCAUGUAAAAAUGUGACGCUGUGUUAGGAUGACUUUCAGCGAGGUUUCCACAUUAUUCAUAUCCCAUUUGAAGUACGGAAAAUGUAAAAAUCAUUUUAAAAGAAAAUUAGGGUCUUCUU